CUCUCAAUCUGCUCGCCCUGCAUUGAGUCAAAAGUCGGUGAAGGGCAAUGUCCUCAUCCCAGCUUUGCCACGUCUGAUAUUUCGCAAGUUGUUUGUGCAAUCUACGCCACAGUGGUGUAGAUAUUUGGUUUGAGUCGCUGUGCUGUUGUCUCAAGAAAUGCCACAGUUUUGACAACAAGUUGACUUAGCAUCUGAAGACGAUAGCGAACCGCGACAUACUACGACUCCAACUGCUGUAUUCGGAGCCGGCAGAAGAGACGCUUAUCAGGAUUCCGAACAGUCGUAGUUCGUCACCCCGAAGCAAAGAUAAAGUGUCACCUCCAACUCUGCCAAGAGCACCUUCAAUAACGCGGUGGCUCUUUGGACUCAGUCAUCUAGAUGGUAUUGAUCAUAAACCUCCAGGAAUCAAAGGCACGGGUACCCGAGGUCCAUACGAUAUUCUCUGAUCAGCAUUUGCAACUGCAAGUCGACUUGAUGAUGACGAUGAUCAGACGCUUUGCGAACAGGACCCGAAGAACGAUCAACAACAUAUUGUGGUCGACUACAAUUACUUUUGCGUGGAUGGCACUGAUACCUUCCGUGGCUGCAAUUACGCCAAGUUCCAGCGACGUUACAGUCACGACACUGAAGUCCGGACAAUCGACGCCUGCAUCCGACGCUAUGCGGUCAGGCCUUAACGAUGGAAUUGUUGGCCCCAUCAUAUGUGCUGCCACUUCUUUCGUAUUCGUCGCAGUAGCUGUAACUGCGAUAGUCUUGCGAUGGAACUGGAACCAUAUAGAAUGGGCUCUUAUGAGUGUCUCGGGAAGUGUGUUCUUCCUGUGGUCCCGAGAGAGCAGCGUUCAUGCCGCCUCGAAGUGGAUACCUCUGAUGAUGUGGGUUAUGUCGUCUCUCGUGCAUAUCUGGACGAGGAAGAGAACACUUCCGGCUAAACGUUUCGAAUUAUACAUCCUGCUGGUUGCGCUCUUCACGUGUGGCAUGGUUUUCCUACAUGACACUGUCUCGCAGGACGGACCGACUAGAGCUUUCCCGCUCUUCGCUUUGCUCUCCAUGUUCUUCAGUGAAUUGUUGUUGCGUCUGCUUAUUCGCAGUGUAAGUGUGGAAUUUGUGACUGGCGAUGGAAAUGGAGCAGUUUGACGGCCUGCGCAGCCGAGAUUAUGAAACAUGCCAGUGAGAGCCCUAUGCUGGGUAUGUGUUAUAUGUCGGCCGGACACAAUUUCGGGUACCAAUUUGAGCGGGAGCUGCCACUACCUUGUCUGUUGAAUGUUAAACCAGUGAGACAUAUUCGUGGAAGUUGUAUGAGAAGGAAAUU
Paraphaeosphaeria sporulosa is the source of this 1309-nucleotide messenger RNA. RefSeq lists its product as uncharacterized. NCBI's taxonomy places the organism in Eukaryota, Fungi, Ascomycota, Dothideomycetes, Pleosporales, Didymosphaeriaceae. Bases 379 to 1134 code for a protein of 251 amino acids. The record is from RefSeq and is a predicted model, not a curated record. The transcript has 4 exons.